AUGUGCGAGAGCUACCAACGCCUCCGAGACGCAGGGUAUGGCAGCGGCAGUCUGGAAGAGAUGGAGUCUAAGGAAGACAACGCAGACGAUGAGGAGAACAGCAAGGUGGCAGAUGAGGUCAAACUGGCGCCAUGGCGAACCACAAGGAACUUUCUCGAUGCCAUGGCUA
Molecule: messenger RNA, 169 nt
Organism: Sphaeroforma arctica JP610
Lineage: Eukaryota; Ichthyosporea; Ichthyophonida
Exons: 1
Source: RefSeq, a predicted model, not a curated record